Belonocnema kinseyi is the source of this 5249-nucleotide messenger RNA. It is a transcript of the gene Nrx-IV, whose product is annotated as neurexin-4. The transcript is spliced from 11 exons. Lineage: Eukaryota; Metazoa; Arthropoda; Insecta; Hymenoptera; Cynipidae. Bases 102 to 3914 code for a protein of 1270 amino acids. The record is from RefSeq and is a predicted model, not a curated record.
CAUGGGUGUGAAUUAAGUGGAUGGCAGUAGUUGUAGCUAGCGUUCUCCUGCUUUAAUAUCGUAGAACUCAAGUUUCACUGACUUUAUAAGGCGAUGCCACAAUGAAUGAUCGAACGUGUCUCGUAUUUCUGUAUUUAAUAGCUAUCAGUCAUUUCAUUGAAUCUUACGAAGAAUGCAAUUUGCCUCUACUUGACAGAGCUCAUUUAACAGCAACUACAUCUCUGUCUGAACGGGGGCCGAAAAAUGCUAGACUUAAUGGCGGAAACGCAUGGACGGCUAGCAGUUCAGAUUUUGACCAGUACCUGAUCAUUGACUUGGGUCAGACGACGAAUAUCACAUCCAUAUCAACCCAGGGUCGAGCUCACCAGAACGAGUAUGUUAUGGAAUAUGGUAUCAGCUAUGGCACUAAUGGUCGUGACUAUGUGUCCUAUAAGGACCCGGAUGGCAACGUAAAGAUGUUCAAAGGUAAUGUAAAUGGAGAUACAAUUAGAUUAAAUAAAUUUGAAGUACCAAUCAUCGCACAAUGGAUCAGAAUAAAUCCUACUAGAUGGAGAGAUAGAAUAUCUCUAAGAGUAGAACUCUAUGGAUGUGAAUAUGUGUCUGAUGUUCUUUCGUUUAAUGGGUCAUCAAUUUUACGUUGGGACCUAAUGCGGGAACCUAUUGAAACCGAUCGACAUUCAAUACGUUUUCGAUUUAAGACUAAUAUUGCGGAUGGAGUCUUGAUGUAUUCUCGAGGAACGCAGGGAGAUUUUAUAGCAUUGCAGUUGCGCGAUAACAGAAUGUUAUUAAAUAUCGACCUUGGUUCUGGAAUAAUGACAAGUUUAUCAGUUGGAAGUCUCUUGGAUGACAAUAUGUGGCACGAUGUUGUAAUCGCCAGAAACAGAAGAAACAUCGCCUUCUCAGUAGACAGAGUUUUGAUAAAAGGGCGAAUUAAGGGAGAAUUUCAUAGGCUGGAUUUAAACAGAGCCAUUUACAUAGGUGGUGUCCCUAAUAAACAGGAAGGUCUAGUGGUAACACAAAAUUUCACAGGCUGUAUUGAAAACUUUUACCUCAACACGACUAGUAUAAUCAGCGAUGUUAAAGAAAUAGAGAGAUACGGCGAUUAUAUGCGAUACCAGAGAAUAAAUGCUGUUUACAGUUGUCCUGACCCACCAAUAAUUCCGAUAACAUUCUUAAAGGCUAACUCUUAUGCGAAACUAAAAGGAUAUGAAGGUGUACCAUCUCUUAACGUUUCUCUCUCGUUUAGAACUUAUGAAGAUCGUGGUGUAAUUUUGUAUCAUCACUUCACAUUUCCAGGAUUUGUCAAGAUGUACAUCGAGGAGGGUAAACUGAAAGUAGAUAUUCAGACUAAAGAUUACCCAAAAGCAAUUUUGGACAAUUUUGAUGAAACCUUCAACGAUGGUAAAUGGCAUCAAGUAGUACUGACCAUUGCUAAGAACUCACUAAUUUUAACUGUCGACGGUCGGCCAAUGAAGACCUCGCGUCUUUUAGAGAUGGUAACUGGUAGUGAUUAUUAUAUCGGUGGUAUGAAAUUAGGAGAAACUGGCGGAAUGACUAACUAUCGUGGAUUCGUCGGGUGCAUGAGAAUGAUAAGUGUUGAUGGGAAUUACAAACUACCAACUGAUUGGAAGGACGAUGAAUAUUCAGAUAAGAACGAUAUAGUAAUUGAUGCUUGUCAAAUGGUGGAUCGAUGUAACCCAAAUCCUUGCAAGCAUUCUGGAAUCUGUCGUCAGAAUUCUAAUGAAUUCUUCUGUGAUUGUGCUAACACUGGUUAUGCUGGUGCUGUAUGUCACACUUCAUUGAAUCCUCUAUCUUGCGAAGCGUAUAAAAAUAUAAAUUCUGUAAAUCAAAGAGCCGAAGUUAAAAUUGAUGUGGAUGGAAGUGGACCUCUUCGACCUUUUCCUGUAACUUGUGAAUUUUAUGCUGAUGGACGUGUGCUAACUGUAUUGCAUCACGGUAAUGAGCUCCCUACGCCUGUAGAUGCUUUUGAAGAACCUGGUAGUUUUUUACAAGAUGUAAACUAUGACGCGGAUCUCGAUCAGAUUGAAGCUUUGCUAAACCGAUCAGCGACCUGUAGACAAAGAAUUAAUUACGCUUGCAAACACUCCCGCAUAUUUAAUACACCUGUAUCACAAACUGAGUCUUUCAGACCAAACUCGUGGUGGGUUAGCAGACGGAAUCAAAAAAUGGAUUACUGGGGUGGUGCACUGCCCGGAUCUCGCAAAUGUGAAUGUGGCGUAUUUGGAAACUGUGCAGAUUCUAGCAAGUGGUGUAACUGCGAUGCUGGUUUUGAAGGUUGGCUUGAAGAUGGCGGUGAUAUCACAGAAAAGGAGCAUUUGCCCGUAAAGCAGUUACGCUUCGGCGACACAGGAACUGCGCUUGACGAAAAGGAAGGGCGGUAUACUCUUGGGCCGUUGAUAUGUGAAGGUGAUGAUCUAUUCAAAAACGUAGUCACAUUUCGCAUUGUCGACGCAACAAUUAAUUUGCCUACUUUUGACAUGAGCCACAGCGGAGACAUUUACUUUGAGUUCAAGACUACAGUAGAAAAUGCAGUUAUCAUUCAUAGUAAAGGUCCAACAGAUUAUAUCAAAGUUGCGAUUAACGGUGGAAAUCAAAUUAACUUCCAGUACCAAGCUGGUGGAGGCCCGUUGGCAGUUACUGUCCAGACAUCCUACAGAUUAGCGGACAAUCGUUGGCACUCUGUUUCGGUUGAACGAAAUCGCAAAGAAGCGAGAAUUGUUCUUGAUGGAGCUUUGAAAAACGAAGUUAGAGAACCACCAGGUCCAGUUCGCGCUCUUCACUUAACAUCCGACCUGGUUAUAGGUGCCACGACUGACUACCGAGAUGGAUUUGUAGGGUGUGUUCGAGCGCUCUUGCUGAAUGGCCAACUACAGGAUUUGCGAAGUUACGCAAGACGAGGAUUGUAUGGAGUGAGCGAGAGCUGCGUUGGAAGAUGUGAAAGCAAUCCUUGUUUAAACAAUGGAACUUGUCACGAAAGAUAUGAUGGAUAUACGUGCGAUUGUCGUUGGACAGCGUUCAAAGGGCCGAUUUGCGCUGAUGAAAUCGGUGUUAACUUGCGACAAAACCAGAUGAUAAAAUAUGACUUCAUGGGCAGUUGGCGUUCGACGAUAUCUGAAAAAAUUCGAGUAGGCUUUACAACCACGAAUCCAAAAGGAAUUCUUCUAGGAUUGUUUUCUAACAUCUCAGGCGAAUAUAUGACUAUCUCUGUUUCUAACAGCGGUCAUCUUCGUGUAAUAUUUGAUUUCGGGUUCGAAAGGCAAGAAGUAAUAUUUCGUGGCAAGCACUUUGGUCUUGGACAGUAUCAUGAUGUACGAAUAGGAAGAAAAAAUUCAGGAGCCACUUUAGUAAUGCAAGCUGACAACUAUGAAACAAAAGAAUUUAACUUCAAUAUUAAACAGUCAGCCGAUGCUCAAUUCAACAAUAUUCAGUAUCUGUACAUAGGUAAAAAUGAGUCCAUGAGUGAAGGAUUUACCGGUUGCGUUUCAAGAGUGGAAUUCGACGAUAUCUAUCCCCUAAAGCUGCUGUUUCAAGAAAACGGCCCUGUUAAUGUCAGAUCUAUUCCCGGUGAUCUUCCUGAAGAUUUUUGUGGAGUGGAACCAAUUACUCAUCCUCCCAAUAUUGUUGAGACUCGCCCACCUCCAGACGUUGAUGAAGACAAGGUCAGGGCUGCUUAUAAUGAAACCGAUACUGCAAUUUUAGGUAGCGUUUUGGCGUUACUUUUCAUACUAUUCGCAAUAAUGGUGGCACUUAUUGGUAGAUAUAUGUCACAACACAAAGGUGAAUAUCUAACACAGGAAGAUAAGGGUGCAGAAAUCGCGCUGGAUCCCGAUUCAGCCGUAGUUCAUUCUGCAACGGGUCAUCAAGUGCAAAAGAAGAAAGAGUGGUUCAUUUAGAUGAAAAUAAGUAUGAGUAAAGAACGGAUUAAACCAUAUUUUUUUUACAUGAAAAUUUCUUCGACCUUGGAAGUCAGAAAUCCUUGGGUAAACGUCCCUUUUAUUAUGGUCUGAUUUUCAUUAUAAUUUAAAAAUAUUUGUAAUUUACUUUUCAUUAGCAGAUACAAAUAUAUCUUUAACAAAAAAAGUAAUAAAUGCAGCUAAUUAGAAAUCAUUUUCUUAAAGUGAAAAUUAGUCUUAAGUAAGAAAAUCUAAGCCAGUAAAAAAAUUCAUUUCUACGUUAAAGUGUUACUUUUUUAGUUUAGAUUGAAAAAAAUGGCUGCAGUUUCAGUUUUUUACAAAUAUUUGUGGUGUUUGUCUACAGUCAACUUCGCCAUUGCGAUUCUUUCCAAGGGAUUUAAAUGAAUUAAUUUAUCUGUUUUUCAUAAUUAAGAGUUAACCAUAAAUACUUGCUAAAAUCAUAGUUCUAAAAUAAUUUUUUUGCUCAACUCCAGUUUUGUUCGAAAAAAUAAGGAAAAGGCAAUUUUUUGGUAAUCUACGAUUUAAAUGUGAUUAUAUGUUAUUAUUAAUUCCGCGUUUUCGUAUCUUGUUCAGAAUUUAGGUUUUGUCUUAUAUCAUUCUAUAUACGAGGUACAUUAUAUUCAUUUCAAUUUUAAACUUUGAAAAAAGUUAAAUAAUGUGUAUUAAUAAAAACCGUUGAUUCUGAAUUUUUAACUACCACAGCGUUAAUUUCUAAAUUUGAAGAAGAAAAUUAAUUUUUUUGUAGUCCCUUUCAGAAGGUGUACUUGUUACCUUAUUCCAAGAUAUAAAGGGAACAUCUGUGUACAUUUAAGCCUAGAACCGGUGUAGCUUUUGAAGGAGUAGCAUCGAAACGACCCUAGGCAGUUAUUCUUUGGGAACCCAUAAGAGUGCCUUAGCGUCAAUCAACUUUAAAGAUAAUGUCUGAUUUAUUUUUCUUUACAUAUGAACAAGAUACUAACACGCGGAAUUACUUUUAGCAUUUCAUGCGUUUAAAUCAGGGAUGGCCAACAAAAUAGCUAGGUACCAAAAUUUAUCACUCGUCAAUCCCCUCUCUUACCUUCUUCGGGAGAGAGCGAACUAGCGAGUAGGGAAAAGGCACAAAUUAAAAAAAACUGCCGUUUUCCCUUGUUAACUCAAUUGCGAACUUCAUGGUUUUACACACAAGUAUGUCAAGAAUUUAAAGACAGAAUUAUGUUCGCUUUUCAAAUGUUUCUUGAAAAAUUAAUUUUCCUUAGAAUACUAAUCUCUUGCGAAAAAAAUACAAACUCUGACAUGAUUUGAAAUGUGAAAUAAUGAUACUUUAAUAGUCCAAAA